Drosophila nasuta is the source of this 1725-nucleotide messenger RNA. It is a transcript of the gene ATPsynbeta, whose product is annotated as ATP synthase, beta subunit. Bases 95 to 1612 code for a protein of 505 amino acids. Gene Ontology annotation, molecular function: ATP hydrolysis activity; ATP binding; proton-transporting ATP synthase activity, rotational mechanism. Gene Ontology annotation, cellular component: proton-transporting ATP synthase complex. The record is from RefSeq and is a predicted model, not a curated record. Gene Ontology annotation, biological process: proton transmembrane transport; proton motive force-driven mitochondrial ATP synthesis. NCBI's taxonomy places the organism in Eukaryota, Metazoa, Arthropoda, Insecta, Diptera, Drosophilidae. The transcript is spliced from 3 exons.
AAUUUUUCAUGCGGUCACUCUAUAAAAGUUAUGUAUUCACAUUCUGACGGCAAGGAUUUGCUAUUUCUACAAUAAAUCGUCAGUAGGUUGAAAAAUGUUCGCGUUACGUGCCGCCUCCAAAGUUGAUAAAAAUUUGCUGCCUCUUUUGGGACAGUUGUCUCGAGGCCAUGCCGCAAAGGCAGCUAAAGUGGCGGCCGGAGCCAAUGGCAAAAUUGUAGCAGUCAUUGGUGCCGUUGUUGAUGUUCAGUUUGAUGAGAAUUUGCCACCCAUUUUGAACGCUCUGGAAGUCGACAAUCGUUCACCGCGAUUGGUCCUGGAGGUGGCUCAACAUUUGGGUGAGAAUACCGUGCGCACUAUUGCCAUGGACGGUACUGAGGGUCUGGUUCGUGGACAAAAGGUUCUCGAUACUGGCUAUCCAAUUAGAAUACCAGUUGGAGCCGAAACUUUGGGACGUAUCAUCAAUGUGAUUGGUGAACCCAUUGAUGAACGUGGUCCAAUUCCAACUGAUAAAACGGCGCCAAUUCACGCCGAAGCUCCCGAAUUCGUCGAGAUGUCGGUCGAACAGGAGAUUCUGGUCACUGGCAUCAAGGUGGUCGAUCUUUUGGCCCCAUAUGCUAAGGGUGGCAAGAUUGGACUUUUUGGAGGAGCCGGUGUUGGCAAAACUGUGCUUAUCAUGGAACUGAUUAACAAUGUCGCUAAAGCUCAUGGUGGUUACUCUGUGUUCGCUGGUGUAGGCGAACGCACGCGUGAGGGUAACGAUUUGUACAAUGAGAUGAUUGAAUCUGGUGUCAUUUCACUUAAGGACAAAACAUCGAAGGUCGCUCUUGUCUAUGGACAAAUGAAUGAACCUCCCGGUGCACGUGCCCGUGUUGCAUUGACUGGUUUAACUGUUGCCGAAUAUUUCCGCGAUCAGGAGGGUCAAGAUGUGUUGCUAUUCAUUGAUAACAUUUUCCGUUUCACCCAGGCUGGUUCGGAGGUGUCCGCUUUAUUGGGUCGUAUUCCCUCUGCUGUUGGUUAUCAGCCCACACUAGCAACUGAUAUGGGUUCUAUGCAGGAGCGUAUUACAACCACCAAGAAGGGCUCCAUCACUUCGGUGCAGGCUAUUUAUGUGCCAGCUGAUGAUUUAACUGAUCCAGCUCCAGCUACAACCUUUGCUCAUUUGGACGCAACCACUGUGUUGUCGCGUGCCAUCGCCGAAUUGGGAAUUUACCCAGCUGUCGAUCCUUUGGAUUCUACAUCUCGUAUUAUGGAUCCCAACAUCAUCGGUCAGGAGCAUUAUAAUGUCGCGCGUGGUGUACAAAAGAUUCUGCAAGAUUACAAAUCACUGCAGGAUAUUAUUGCCAUUUUGGGCAUGGACGAGCUAUCGGAGGAGGAUAAAUUGACGGUGGCACGUGCCCGCAAGAUUCAGCGUUUCUUGUCGCAGCCAUUCCAAGUCGCUGAAGUUUUCACCGGUCAUGCUGGCAAGCUGGUCCCAUUGGAGCAAACCAUUAAGGGUUUCUCACAGAUUUUGGCAGGUGAAUACGACCAUUUGCCCGAAGUUGCUUUCUAUAUGGUCGGUCCUAUCGAAGAAGUUGUUGAAAAGGCCGAUCGUCUCGCCAAGGAAGCAGCUUAAAAAGUCAUCCUUGUGUGGAGUAAUAUUCAUUUCAAUUAAGCAUUAAAGUUAUCGGCGAAAUUAGAAAACUUCUAUCCUUAAUGGACAUAAUAAAAUACAAUUAAACACAUCAA